Messenger RNA from Macrosiphum euphorbiae (potato aphid), 699 nucleotides. The record is from the annotation of a GenBank genome assembly. NCBI's taxonomy places the organism in Eukaryota, Metazoa, Arthropoda, Insecta, Hemiptera, Aphididae.
AUGCAUAAGUGUGUAGUGUGUAGCAAUUCAUAUAAAAACACCAAGGGUAAGCGUCCACGAGUUAUUUAUCAUGGAUUUCCCAAGGAUGAAUCCAUGAGAAAAAAAUGGCUUCAAGUUUUUAAAAUGGAUCGUUGUUAUGAUUGGCACCUUGUAUGUAGUGAUCAUUUUUUGGAAAGAAACUAUAAGCCAAAAAAAAAGCGAAUGUUAUUUGAAGAUACUAUUCCUCAACCUUAUGGUUAUUCUUCUAAGUAUGCUCUUCUAAGUAAUUAUGCUGAAACUGGAAAUAUAUCACCAAGGCAGUCAUCUACACUUACUACUGAGAAUAUGAGUAAUAAAAAUAUGCCGAGGCCAACUUUAAGAUCUGGAUUACGAUGUUCCAUUAAAAACUGCUCUAACAGGCUAUCAAAGGAUCUUAGCCUCUUUGGCUAUCCUAAGGAUUUCGAGCUGAGAAAAAAGUGGAUAGAAAAAUGUGGAUUAAAGAAUGAUACUUCUGAAAUAGUAAUAACUGGUAUAAGAGUUUGUAGUGCUCAUUUUACACUCAAUUGCUUCAGAAAUAUUCAUUUAAAGAAUAGAUUAAAAAAAGGUGCCGUUCCAUCAUUAUUUUUAGAUAGUGGCACUAGAGACAGCAUAAACAAAAAAUGGCCAAAGAUGAUCACCACCACAACUCAUGAGACCACUUCAACAAAAACCACGGACUAA